Messenger RNA from Brettanomyces nanus, 3516 nucleotides. RefSeq lists its product as uncharacterized. Gene Ontology annotation, biological process: IRE1-mediated unfolded protein response; intrinsic apoptotic signaling pathway in response to endoplasmic reticulum stress; protein phosphorylation. Bases 1 to 3516 code for a protein of 1171 amino acids. Gene Ontology annotation, cellular component: IRE1-TRAF2-ASK1 complex. NCBI's taxonomy places the organism in Eukaryota, Fungi, Ascomycota, Pichiomycetes, Pichiales, Pichiaceae. The transcript has a single exon. The record is from RefSeq and is a predicted model, not a curated record. Gene Ontology annotation, molecular function: RNA endonuclease activity; protein serine/threonine kinase activity; ATP binding.
AUGUUUCAUACCCAGACAUCUGUGCUGCGCCACGGAGGUGGCUUCUAUAAUACACUUGUCUUAUUGGGUCUGAUUUCGCUGUAUUUGAGCUGGUUUGCAACUGCUUCUGCCGGCUUCUCAUUUCACGAACACUCUACAGAAGAUCAACAACCCAUCGCGUUAGGUGGAGACAUUGAGCAUCACAACGAUGAUGAUGAAGCCCUUAGUCGAAAGGAUUACUAUGCUGGCAUGUUUCCUAAGGCUGUCGAUCAGAUCAAGGUGACAAAUCUUUUGUUGGCCUCUGACAUAGAGGGAAAUAUUCAUGCUUUAAAUAGGCACACCGGAGAACUGGUAUGGUCUUUAGUUGGUGAUGGACCUCUAGUUUCUAUUGUGUCUGACCAAGAGCCUGAGAUAAGGCCCCAGCUUAGAACUACAUCUACAUCAUAUUCGUCUAAAUCACACUCCACCAAUGGAAUGGAGCGAUUUCUAGAUGCACAGUCAUCCACGGUGAAUGCCAAUGGAAACAACAAUUCUUCUAAUAUAGGUGGCUCAGGAACGAGUUAUACUAGUUCUGAUAUGACGUGGAUAAUAGAGCCAUUUAAUGAUGGUACCAUAUAUCAUUUUACCCCUCAAAAUGGACUUCAGAAACUUCCAGCUUCAAUUAAGCAGUUGGUCAUGAAAUCCCCGUUUUCUUUAGGUGACGAGUUUAUAUAUACCGGCGUACGAAAGUCCGGAAUUGUAAAGGUGAAUGCUCGAACAGGGAAGUUGGUGAGUUCAUAUGGCAUAGAUUGUGCUACAAGCGGUGAAAUAAAUGGUGAGGAUCAUUUAAAAACGGUUGAUAAUGAAUUUGAUGACGAUUACGUGGAUGAGAUUAUGAAUAAUGAUGAAGGCGAAAAUGAAAAUGAAAAUGAAAAUGAAAACUACUACAACUCUAAUGAUGAUACUGAAGACGACAACACAAUUCUAUUGGGUAAGACAAUUUAUGAGUUGACCAUUCAUUCUAAGAAUGAUUCUUCUUGGAACAUAACGUAUACAGCCUGGGGCCCCAACAAUCUUCACUCAAAAUUAGCUGAGCAGAAUUUUGAGUCUGCUGAUAAUUUGUACAUACAGCCAUUGCAUGAUAGUUCUGUGCUUGCUCUUGAUUCUGAUAGUAAGUCUGUGAAAUGGGUAGCCAGUCUUCCGUAUGUUACCGUGAAUGUCUUUGAUGUCUACUUUGACGAAGACUCUUCGUUGGAUUCUCAACUCAUUGUUUUACCUCAUCCUUUGAAUGGUGAAUACAUGAGAAAUCCAGAAGAUCCGAAUGACGAGACCUCAACUUAUAUUGAACGAACAAAAGAAGGUUCUUGGUUUGCCAUGAAUGAGGUUCAUUAUCCAUCUUUAGUCCGAUCUGCUCCUAUCGCCAAGUAUAUAUCCAGCGAGCGAUGGAGAGUGCCAUCGAUUCUUUCCAACAGCGAAUUGCUGGGAAUCGCUAUAACGGGUGUGCACGAUAACUCAUUACGCAAUUCUGGAGAUAACCCUGCAUCGCCUAAUGGUCAUAACGACCCCUUAGAGGUUUACGAUCCGCUUCAACUUCCAUCUGUUAUGCCCACAGGUGAUGCAAUGAGCCGGUCUCGGCCAACAUCUGCCUAUAGUUAUAGAGAUUAUAAAGACUACAAAGAAAGGCUUGGCAUUGAAGGACCUCCUGCAAAUUACGUUGGUAGCCUUCCGGGGUCUACAUAUCGUUUUUCUUCUUGGAAGAGAUUGGUUUAUAGGGCAUUUGAAAACGUUGUUGUUGCUUGCUUGGGUAUCUUAAUAUUGUUGGUUCUAUCAAGAUUAGGCCUAUUGCAAUCUGCUAAUAAACUUCUAACGUUGAUUGGUCUUGGAAAGAGGCCGGAAUUGGAGUUGAAAGUGGAGUCUGAGUCUGGUGCCGAGGAAGGUGUGGAUUCCAAGCAUCCUGAGGAUGAAGUAUCUUUGAAGCGUAAAGUGAAGUUUAUCGAUAGGGCAAAUGUGCUGGAACCUAAAGCAGAUUUAGACGCACAAGACACCUCUCGGGGAUCCGUAGAUCUCAAUGGUAAAGAUGGGAAGUCAGAAUUACAUCAUCAUAAGAGAAAGCGGGGUUCAAGAGGUGGUCGAAAGAACAAAAAGAAAGAUUUCGUGUCUGUGGUUACUACUUCUGCCAUGGAAUCAACGGAUUCAGACGCCUUGGUUGGAAAUAACAACAAUAAGAACGUGCAAACUAUCCAGAUCAAUGAGAGCCUGUCUAUGACAGAUAAGAUAUUGGGUUAUGGUUCGCAUGGUACUGUUGUGUUCAGAGGAUCGUUCGAAGAUCGACCUGUGGCCGUCAAACGUAUGCUAAUUGACUUUUACAAGAUUGCAUCUCAGGAAAUCAAGCUUCUGCAAGAAAGUGAUGACCACUCCAAUGUAAUCCGGUAUUUCUGCUCUCAGCAGACGGACGGAUUUCUUUAUAUUGCUUUGGAAUUGUGUACGGCAUCUCUUGAAGAUGUCAUUGAAAGACGUACUGAAGCUUGUAAGAAGAUCCUGGAAGGUGCGAACUCAGUGAAUGUUCUCUGGCAGAUUACCAAUGGUCUUCAUCAUUUGCAUGCAUUGAAGAUUGUUCAUCGAGACAUCAAGCCGCAGAAUAUCUUGGUUGCAGAGCCCAAGAAAUUGGAUGGCAAAGACGAAUAUUCCGAUGCUCGGAUACUGAUUUCUGAUUUUGGACUUUGUAAGAAGCUGGAGGCUGAUCAGUCUUCCUUCCGUGCUACCACAGCUCAGGGGGCAGGCACUUCAGGCUGGAGAGCACCGGAGCUACUUCUUGAUGAUGCAGAUGCGUUGUCUGUGAUCUCUGAUUCUGUUGAUGGUACUCUGCACACGGAUAGUUCGAGUGUCUUGUUAGGCCACAACAGACGAUUGACUAGGGCCAUUGAUAUUUUUUCGACUGGUUGUGUUUUCUACCACUUCUUGACCGGAGGAGGUCAUCCCUUUGGCGAUAAGUAUUCGAGAGAGGGUAAUAUCAUCAAAGGUAUUUACGAUUUGUCAUUGCUUGAUGACACACUCUUCGAGUAUGAAUCCAAAGAUCUUAUUUCAUCGAUGAUCAACCACGAUCCAACAGAAAGACCGAACACUACUCAGGUAAUGAAGCAUCCAUACUUCUGGCCCAUAGAUAAAAAGUUGAACUUCUUAUUGAAAGUGUCCGAUCGGUUCGAAGUGGAGAGAAGAGAUCCUCCUUCCACGUUGUUGUUGAAGAUGGAGGACUGCGGAUGUGAAAUUAUAGAUACCAAGGGGAAGGGAUGGUACGGUAAGUUUGAUGAGAAAUUCUUGAAUAACUUGGGCAAAUAUAGAAAGUAUAGCUCCUAUAAGUUGAUGGACUUGUUAAGAGCGCUGAGGAACAAGUACCAUCAUUUCAAGGAUAUGCCCGAAGAUUUGGCUGUCGAUAUGGGACCUCUACCGGAGGGAUUUUACGACUACUUUUUGGAGAAGUUCCCCAACCUGUUGAUGGUUAUAUAUCAACUGAUAGAGGAGAACUUGAAGGACGACGAACUACUGGGUAGCUUCUUCUGA